This is a messenger RNA of Amphimedon queenslandica, 1056 nucleotides long. RefSeq names its product sperm flagellar protein 2-like. Lineage: Eukaryota; Metazoa; Porifera; Demospongiae; Haplosclerida; Niphatidae. The record is from RefSeq and is a predicted model, not a curated record. The transcript is spliced from 8 exons. The coding region runs from base 123 to 941 and encodes 272 amino acids.
CUCCUCCUCUUCUCUCCCUUUAGGAUGUCCAUACCUACCAUGUCUCUCCUCCCUCUUCCCCUCCCCCGGUAUUAGAGCCAGCCCAACCCAACCAGUUCACAGUCUACCAGUUACAAUCAUUAAUGGGACACAUUAGGUUACUCAUUGAUGAGAAUGAGGAGCUCACCAUAGAAGCACUCACUAACCUCUUUGAACUAUUAUCCAAUAAAACUGUUGGUGAGAAUGUGUUUCCUACUAUGUGGAAAGGUUUUAGUCGUGAACAAGUCCAGCAGUUAAUGCAGUGUAUUUAUGGUAGAAGUGCUGUGAGUGUUGAUUGGAGGAGACUAGUUCUCUGUCUCUCACAGCCUUACCCUCUCCCCUCCUCUCAAGACCUCCUCACUGCUCUCUCCUCAAUGAGAUCUACUUUGGAUGGAAGAAAUAAUAAAAUGAUUACCAGGGAAGAGUAUAUGAGUGUCCCCAUAUGGUUGGAUGAAAGAGCUGAUGAGGACAGAAAUGCAAGACUUAAACCGUUCUUUUUUGAGCUUUUCAAGGACAAUUCGUGUGAUACGCUGGACUACAUGAAUAUGUUGCUGCUUCUCUGUUCCUCACCUGAUGGUCAGGAAGGAUUCUUUAAAGCACUUUCAAUAAUUAAAGGAGAACCAAUCACUUCUUCAAGUGAUACAGAUAUUGCACUAUCAGAGCUACAGAAGGUCAUUAAUUUUGGUGCUACUGAGUCAGUUCCUUCUCAUGAAUCAAUACAAGAGAUAUAUGAUAGAGUAGGAGGAGGAGGAGGAGAGAAAGGAGAAGACAGUAUUAGUACAUUACCCCUCUCAUCAUUGAUACAGGAUACCAGUCUGUUGAGACUAAUAAAUGCUUGCAACCAAUAUCACUUACCAGAUGUGGUGUCUGUGGUUAUACCACGCCCACCCUCAAUGGAGCCACGUCUACCAACAUCAGAAUAAGGACAAGACUACAUUUAUUAAAUAACAUUACUGAACAGUAGAGAGUAAAUAAUUAUUAUGUAUAUUCGAUUUUAGUAACAAUGACAUUGUACUGUAUAACAGUUUUCAAAAAGCC